Molecule: messenger RNA, 4236 nt
Organism: Dunckerocampus dactyliophorus (ringed pipefish)
Lineage: Eukaryota; Metazoa; Chordata; Actinopteri; Syngnathiformes; Syngnathidae
Gene: ift54
Product: TNF receptor-associated factor 3 interacting protein 1
Exons: 17
Coding region: 89-2002 (637 amino acids)
Biological process (GO): intraciliary transport; cilium assembly; regulation of microtubule cytoskeleton organization
Cellular component (GO): ciliary basal body; centrosome; intraciliary transport particle B
Molecular function (GO): microtubule binding
Source: RefSeq, a predicted model, not a curated record
CGCUAGUGCGCAAGCGCGAAUUUAGCUUACCUCGUAUUGAGAAGCGACACAGGUUGAUUACCUUUUUCUCGCUUAAAAAACUGCCGCAAUGAACGCAGCGGUGGUUAAAAAGACUCAAGACACCCUCGGAAAGGUGAUAAAGAAGCCACCACUGACGGAAAAACUUCUCAGCAAACCACCGUUUCGAUACCUGCACGACAUCUUUAGUGAGAUCAUCAGGACCACAGGCUUUAUGAAGGGGCUGUACAAGGACAGCGAAUUAAAGUCAGAUAACGUGAAGGACAAAGAGAGUAAGAUGGCCUUCCUUCAGAAAGCAAUAGAUGUAGUAGCAUUGGUUAGUGGAGAGCCCCUUGCAGCAAAGCCAGCACGGAUCGUGGCCGGUCACGAGCCUGAGAAGACCAACGAGCUGUUGCAGUGUAUUGCCAAGUGCUGCCUCAACAAGAUGUCCAGUGAGGAGGCAGUGAAACGAGUGCUUUCUGGAGAAAAGGUGGAUUUGAAGACCAAGGCCAGCACCUCCAAGUCUCAAGACAAAGAGAAUCGAGACAGACGUGAACAGCAGUCAUCAGACAGAGAGGAGAAGAAGAAGAUUGAGCACAGUGGGAGCAGAGAAGAAAAGGACUCAGAUCAGCCCAGAGAACAGGAGAGACAACACAGAGAUGGUGAGCGAGAUCACCGCCACAACAAGGAGCGUUCUGGCAAGAAUCACCGCCGUGAGCAGGACCACGCCAACGAUGUUGAAAAGGACAAGAGCCGUGAGCGAGGACCAGACAAGGAAAAGGACAAAGGAAGAGGAAAAGACCAAGAACAGGAGAAAGACUCCAAAAAAGAAAAAAGUAGAGACAGAAACAAAGACAAAGAAAAAAUAAGAGAAAGAGAUUCCCAAAGAGACCAUGAAAAAAACAAGGAAAAACUAAGAGAAAGAGACAAGGAGACAGAACGACACAAAGAAGAAGAAGACAAGAGUAGAAGUAAAGACGGACACUCUGGGAAUAGCAAGGAUAGAAUAUCAGAACUUCAACAAAAAAACCUUGAUGACGAUGCCAGGAAACCAGUGCCGGCUGACCCAGUGCCAGCUGACGAGCCGGCAGAGAAUGUUGAAAACCAGUCGGAAACUCCAGCACGACUGCCUAGACCUUCAUCCGCCAAAGGGCAAAGGAGGAAGCCUAGAAUUGACGGACGAGAUGCAUCUGACAGUGAGGGAGAUGCAGAUGCUCAGGUGGCACAGGGACCAGCCCCCAAGGAAAGUGGUGAUGCAGGUUCCUCAUUUUCAUCUGAAACGGCCGCCAGCAGUAAGCGAAUGGUGCGGCCCAGCAGUGCUCGGCCUGCUCCCCCUCGAGUUAAGAAACUGGAAGAUUUCAGUGAAGGGGUUCCAGCUGACAGGGUUUCUAGUGCAAAGUCAUCAGUCAUCAGAGAUGGAAAGAAGUUAUCUGACGAGGAGGAGGAGGAAGAUGAGCAGUUUAUUGUGGCACAGGCGGCUCCUGAACCUGCAGAUGCUCCUGAUAAGGAGUUGGGAUCUGCACAAGACUUUAACAGUGAAGAAAAACAUGGUGGACUUGUGAAAAAGAUUCUGGAAACCAAAAAAGACUAUGAGUCAUUACCAUCCUCCAGCAAAUCGAAAGAGAAAUUGGUGUCAGAAGAAGCCCGAAAGAAAGAGCAGGACCUGGUAACACGGGAGAUAGAGCGGCUCCGUGCAUCCAUCCAGUCGGUUUGUCAAAGCGCGCUGCCUUUGGGUAAGAUCAUGGACUAUGUCCAGGAGGAUAUAGAUGCCAUGCAAGCAGAACUGCAAAGCUGGCGGAAGGAGAACAAGGAGCAUGCACAGGCUUUGCUGCAGGAGCAGAGAGCGACAGACUGGGCGUUAGAACCUCUAAAGGCAGAACUUUAUGAACUAGACCAAAUGAUCAAGGAUUACCAGGACAAGAUUUGUGCUUUGAGGUCCAACAUACUGAGGAAUGAAGAGAAGAUCCAAAAGAAGUUGGCAGGAAUCAUCUCCUCUCCUACUUGAAGUGAGAAACUACAAGCAUCUUGAUAAAUGCAGAGAAAAUCUAAUAUUUAAAACAAAACUUUUUAGAAUUUUUUCAAUCAACUUGUGGGCUUAGAUAGCACUAUUUUUUGAAGAUUUUUUUCUGAACAUGUAUUGGAAACCAUUCAAUACAUGCCCAGUCAAACCAAGAAAGUAAUAAAACAACAAAUAAUACAUAUCCUUCUAGUAGCUUGGAGGUUUAGCUCUAUUCUGUUGGAAUUGACCCACUUUCCAUCAAGCAGCACAGUUCUUUUCAGUAUGUAAUAUCUUGCAUAGGGGACUAAAAUUACUGAUCUGCACUGCACCACCCUUCUAUCAUUCCACCCUUACAUUGGGAAACCAGCCACAGUGGUAAGAUACCAAAAGGGCACACAAAACGCUUCUAUUUUUCUUGUUUUUGACCAUGUUUUUACUGAUUCCAUGGCCUUGAGCAUGCGUUUGGUUAGCAAUUCGAUAUUGAAAAUAAAUGAUCAGUGGCGCAUAGCAACAUAAUAUAGCAGGCUAUGCCACUGGAAAUCAAUCUUUUUUUUCCUGUUUUGAAUUUUUUUUUUAAAGAAAGUGUGAUAUUCCAACAGUUACAGCCUCGUUAAAACAUUAGGGAAUAAUAAAAGUCGUUUGAGGGGAAAAAUGUCAGUGUCUGGGAUUAAUUGGCCCUAGGCUGGUUGCUGUCACUUAGUGAUGGUUAAAAAUGAUACCUCAACCCAAAGCUAUUGACAAGUAUUUAAAAAUUCCUUCUUUCUGUUCAAUCAACCAUAACCUGUCUUUUUGUCCAAUAUUAUUAUUAUCAUAUAGUAUAAUGAUGCCUUUGAGUGCACACACCUUAUGGUUUCUUCAUCAAAAGUCUAGCAUACCUCAAAAUAAGCACUAAUUAAUAUACAGUACCUAUAUAUUUAACAGUUAUUGGACCAGGUUUUGCUGUGGCACUCUAUUUUGUUUUGAGUGUUGUCUGAUGUUUAUUUGUCCAAGAUGUUAGAUUGUUUGCGUUUACACUUGAACAGGAGCAGAAAACCAACAAUGAUGUUUACCAAAAUGACAAUAAUACUGGAUUUAACAUUGCUCCCUUUCAACAUAUAUUUUUCAUGAAAAAAAACAAACAUGUACCCUUCUCUUUAAGAUACACUGCAUAUCCUCUUACUUCUUUUACAGCCUGCCCUAUCUCUUUUCAACAAUACUUGUUAUAUUAUUUCAUUCCUGCUGCUUCUCAGUCUCCUCAGCUGUGUUGCAUGUGAAUGGUGAAGGUACAUGUUUGAAUUAGAGUGAUGUGUUUUUUUUGUAGAACAUGUGGGAAUCUGUUAAUUCAGAACAAUAAAUAAGAGGAAGUUAAGAUUAAGUAGGCCUCUAAAAUGGCCCAACUCUCCAGUCUACCUGAGGAUUUCUGCUGUUAAUUGUGGUGUACAGAACUAAUACCUUUUAAGGAAGGUGAGAAAUAGCAAGUGUUGAAUAUUCUGCUGAAAAGGCACCAAACGGAACUUGAACAUUUCCAUGUGAUUUCUGAUGAUAUACAGUGUUUCAUCGCUCUAUCACGGUUCACCUUUCGCGGAUUCGCUGUUUCGUGGAAUUUUUUUUGUGGUUUUUAAAAAAUUAUUAUUACAGCUUAUGACUGUUACAGGCCGAGCCCGGCCCUUUAAGAAGAAUUUUUAUUGUAGGAAGCUGAGUGUGUUGUUUUCUGCGUCAUGAUUGGCCGUAGACCAUUGUCAAUCAAUCUCCUUCAUGCCACCCUGCCGUGUUUCCUGUGUCAUUGCUAUCUUGCUUGCUAGCUAGCUUGUAAAUGAAUCUUUGGUUUGAAGGAGGAGGACUGCAACAGGAUGAGUACUGCAGCAAUAUGUUUUAUCAAGGAUUUAAAAACGCUACAGUACAGCGGAACAACCCUAGGAAGAAAAGGCACGGUCACAGGACUGUGCCUUUUCUUCACACGAAAUACACACGAGUGACUUAAGAAUUUCUUGUGUCCGACCUGUCGAUUGAUCAUUAAAAUUCAAAAGAAAUGAGAGUGUUGAAACAAGAGAGAAUGUGAGAAAAUGUUAUUGCCUGUCUGACAAAAAUGUAUGAGGUUUAUGGUGAGGGGUUUUACAGCCUUGAAACAUAUAUAUUAUUUGUAAAAAAAAAAUGAAGUUGGCUACUUUGCAGAUUUCACUUAUUGCGGGCUAUUUUGAGAACCUAUCACCAGCGAUAAACGAGGGAACACUGUAAUACAGUCAGGUUGGCUACUUUUUUUU